Messenger RNA from Mizuhopecten yessoensis (Yesso scallop), 1284 nucleotides. Its product is annotated as neuronal acetylcholine receptor subunit alpha-9-like. Lineage: Eukaryota; Metazoa; Mollusca; Bivalvia; Pectinida; Pectinidae. The record is from RefSeq and is a predicted model, not a curated record. Gene Ontology annotation, cellular component: neuron projection; membrane; synapse. Bases 1 to 1284 code for a protein of 427 amino acids. Gene Ontology annotation, molecular function: transmembrane signaling receptor activity; extracellular ligand-gated monoatomic ion channel activity; neurotransmitter receptor activity. The transcript has a single exon. Gene Ontology annotation, biological process: chemical synaptic transmission; monoatomic ion transmembrane transport; regulation of membrane potential.
AUGUGCAGUGUAAAUAUUGCAAGUACUGCUACAAUAGAAACCACGAAACUGCUGUUUCAGGACUUGUUCUCAAAUUACUCUAAACAUGUUCUUCCUGUUAUUGACCAAUCUAAACCAGUUAGUGUUAACAUGGACCUAUCUGUUGUGUCCAUUAACGACUUUGAUGAAGUAACAGGAACGUUAACGAUAGUCGCCAUCUUGAAUGUUUCUUGGAAUGACGAAAGUUUGGUGUGGGAUUCUGUUUUAUAUGGGAAUACGACGACCCUAACUUUUAAUCAGGAUUUAAUUUGGCUACCAGAAAUGGUUCUUCUUAAUCCUGCUGACUCUGUUGAGCCAAUUGGCAAUGCUCGUUUCAAAGUGACGGUCACAUCUACUGGCGGGGUUGUUUGGGCGACAGGCGGACUUUUGAAGGCAGCAUGUACAGCAGAUGUUUCCCGAUUUCCAUUUGACCAACAGAACUGUACAAUUAGCAUAAGUCCAUGGGGCUACUCUUCAUCACAGGUAACGUUGACAGUACCGUCACGUACGAUAGACUUCGGCUUUUAUUGUGUUAACGGUGAAUGGGAUGUGACAGGAUCAAGAACAAUGCAGUUGUCAAAUACUUUUGACAUUGCAAAGUACACUAUUACUAUCAAGAGACGCCAUACUAGUUUUUUGGUGAGUGUUGUGAUACCAAUCAUCAUGUUAGCCUUUGUGAACCCGUUCGUGUUUAUUCUACCAUUUGAUUCAGGAGAGCGGGUGUCGUACAGUAUCACAGUGUUACUGGCCUUCAGUGUGUAUAUGACGGUGGUAAGUGACCGGAUGCCAGCGUCCUCUCAACCCAUGUCUAUUUUGGCAUACUACUUACUGUUCACGCUUUCAAUUAGUGUUCUCAUUGUAAUUGUGAACAUAUUUCAAAUCAGAACAUAUGGUAAAGACAAUGCCCACCAGCCCAUUCCACAAUGUAUAAGCAGGACUGUAUUGUUCCUUCAGAUGAUUUACAGGAGUAAGAAGAUUGAAACUAAACGCAAUCACUUGUUUCCACAAGAGAAUGGCGAUAUCAAAGCAGGUAAAGAUGUAUCUGGUGAAAAUAACCUUCAACUGGAGGACCUUGGAGGAUCGCCGAUCAGUAGUGGUGAACCAUUACACGAGAAUGCAGUGCAGAAAGGGGAAAUUAAGGCCACAAGCGAUCAACAGGGAUGCACUUGGUAUAAGGUAGCAAAGAUGGCGGAUGUGGUAUACUUUGGCUUAUUCUCGUUUGUGACAGUCGUAGUAACUUUUGUAUUUUUCAUCAUAACUACGUGA